GAUUUGUAGCUUUGAAGACCUUAGAGUUCAAAACACCAUCAUUUAAGCCUAAAGACAUUGAUGUUCUCUUUACAGCCAUAUCCGCAGUGACUGUUUCAAGCAUGUCAACACUUGACAUGGAAGUAUUCUCAAAUACCCAACUCAUAGUUUUGAUGUUUCUCAUGUUCAUGGGAGGCGAAAUUUUCGUUUCUAUGUUGGGACUUCAGUUCCGGAAGUUCAAAAUCAAAAGUAGAAUGAUUAAUCUUGGUUCUAAUUCAAAUUCUGAUUCCACGGUUCGUUCCCUUGAGUGUACUAUUGAGUUGGGUGUAAACUCAAAUGAUUUAGAACCUACUCAAAGUAAAUCUUUUGAUCAAAAAUAUUUGAUGCAUGAAGCAAUUAAAAGUUUGGGGAAUGUAGUCUUGUGCUACAUUCUUGUUGUCCACUUCAUUGGUUAUAUCUUGACUUACAUGUAUAUAACCUUUAGUCCUAGUUCUAAAAGCAUACUCAUAAACAAAGGGUUAAGUAGAAACACCUUUAGCCUUUUCACCACUGUCUCCACAUUUGCAAACUGUGGUUUCAUUCCCACAAAUGAAAACAUGAUGGUUUUCAAGAAACACUCUGGUCUGCUCUUGAUUCUGAUUGGACAGAUUCUUCUUGGAAGCACUUUAUAUCCGGUAGUGCUUCAGGCUGUAAUCUUGCUUCUGGAGAAGAUAACAAAGAGGGUUGAGUUGGGUCACAUGUUGAAAUACUCUAAGGAGAUGAAUUAUGAUCAAUUGUUGCCAAAGGUGCAAUCGUUGUACUUGGGUAUGACGGUUUUUGGGUUGAUUUUGGUUCAAUUCAUAGUGUUUUGUUGUUUGGAGUGGCAUAAUAUGGACGGACUUGAUGGUUAUGAGAAGGUGGUUGGGUCUAUUUUUCAAGUUGUGAACACGAGAUAUGCUGGUGAGACUGUUUUUGAUCUUUCAAAGGUUUCACCUGCGAUCUUGUUGGGCUUCAUAGUUAUGAUGUACCUUCCUUCAUCAACAACAUAUUUGCCAGUCCAAGAUCAGGAAAACAGCCAAAGAAGUGAUCAAAAGAAGAGUUUUGUGGAGUGUUUUCUAUUUUCACAACUCUCUUAUUUGAUCAUGUUUACAAUUUCCGUUUGUUUAACCGAAAGAAAAAAGAUGGAAGUCGAUCCCAUCAACUUCAGUGUGAUUAACAUCGCUUUUGAAGUGUUCAGUGCAUAUGGAAAUGUUGGAUUGUCUACGGGUUAUAGUUGUCAACACCAAAUCAAACCUGAUGAGCAUUGCAAAGAUGAAUUGUAUGGAUUUGUAGGAAGAUGGAGCAACAAUGGGAAAUGUUUGCUUAUUCUGGUGAUGUUUUUCGGAAGACUCAAGAAUUUCAACAAGAACGGUGGUCGAUUCUGGAAGCUCUCAUAG
Molecule: messenger RNA, 1394 nt
Organism: Cynara cardunculus var. scolymus (artichoke)
Lineage: Eukaryota; Viridiplantae; Streptophyta; Magnoliopsida; Asterales; Asteraceae
Product: sodium transporter HKT1-like
Exons: 3
Biological process (GO): monoatomic cation transport; transmembrane transport
Cellular component (GO): plasma membrane
Molecular function (GO): sodium ion transmembrane transporter activity
Source: RefSeq, a predicted model, not a curated record